Messenger RNA from Diabrotica virgifera virgifera (western corn rootworm), 1649 nucleotides. RefSeq lists its product as uncharacterized. NCBI's taxonomy places the organism in Eukaryota, Metazoa, Arthropoda, Insecta, Coleoptera, Chrysomelidae. The record is from RefSeq and is a predicted model, not a curated record. The transcript is spliced from 3 exons. The coding region runs from base 858 to 1160 and encodes 100 amino acids.
UAGAAUGCGUGAAACUAACGGAUUGCGAAAAAACAGAAGCGAUGGAUAAAUUUAUAUCAAGGAAGGAAUACGCCCUUCAACCGAUCCAUUUUGCCGCAGACUUACUAAACCCUCGGUCUGUUGGUGCAAAUUUAUCAUCAGCCGAAAGGAUUGAAGCGAUGAAAUACAUUACUACUAUGUCAACCACGACCACGAUAGAGAUUGGUGAUGAAGGAGUGUCAAAGAUUACUGAGGAUUUAGGAAACUAUUUAGCUAAAACAGACUUUUUUGGCGAAACAUUUUUAUGGAACAUACUCGAUAAUGUCUCUUUGGUUACAUGGUGGAAAGGAUUUUGUGGACAUUCAUGCCUCUCCAAAGUUGCAGUCAGGAUAUUGACAAUGCCGUGCACUUCUGCGGCAACAGAGAGAAGCUUUAGCUCCCAGAGCAGCAUUCAUACGAAGAGAAGAAAUCGCCUAACAACUCAAAGGGCAGCAAAUUUAAAUUAUAUACAAUAUAAUUCAAAAUUGCUGAAACGUUCACGACAACAUCACAUACAAAGUCAAUAUCCUAUAGAAGAGACUGUACAGAACAACGUUUCGAUAGAAGGUAGAAACUUACAGAAGGAGAUAGAAGUAAUUGAAAACCAUAUUUCCGAAGAGGAAGAAUUAGACGAGGUAAUUUUAAAUUUAGGCAUUUUUUAGAUAUGUGAUAUGUGCAUGUGAUAUAUGCAGUUUGCUUCUUUUCCGAUUUUCCAAUGCAUUCCACCGUUUUCGAAUAAAAAAUUAUAAAUCUUAUGUUUUCAGACAAUAUCAUCAUGGCAUUCAAAUACAACAGGAAAUGGAAAUUCCGACGAUGAUUUUAAUUUUGCUGACUUUGCAAUGACCGAUGAUGAAAUUGAUCAAAGAAUGGAAACUAGGGAACAGAGACCAGCACGCAUUUUGAGACAAAGCAAAGUGAACAUUUUAGAAAACGUCUUAAUGAAAUCGGGUAAAGGCACAGAACAACCCCAAAAAAAAACGGAAGUCGAGAAGGAUACUUCAGAUGCCGAAAACAAGGAUGCAGUUCUGGAUUUGCCGGAGAUAAAAAAAAUUACACAAGGCUCAUUGGAAGAGCAAACAAUUGAAACUUCGACGUUUUAUAACAAGAAGGUCUCCAGUUGUCUGCGAAAAAGGAAGUUGUGAUUUAUAAAAGCCGCUUAAAACAAAACUAAAGAACCUAUGUUUUCAUUUCUUUAUUAUUUGUAUGUAUUUCUUAUCCACUUUUCUUUAUUUCAUAAGUAUGUAGUUACUUUGUGUUUAUUAUAUUCAAUAUGAAUGCAAACAAUUGAUUUUUUAAUACAAUGAACAUAAAUUACAUAAGUUACAUAAAUUACAUCUGGUUUGUAAUUUUUGGGUAAUUUUACACGUGUAACUUACAAUUUCUGAAAUUACACGUAAUUUCACAUCGCUACCCUUGGACCAAAAUGGAUGGUUGACAUAUGGAUGGAUGAGUCUUUUCCUGAACUUUAAGGUGGGAUUUGGCCCAAUUUUCAAUUCAGUCAGAUUUAGAAAAUCGAAAACUUCGUGUAUAUAAUGUCGCGUGUAGGGGCGUUGUGCGCCAAUGGCGAGAACUGCCGUUCUCUUGUGAUACUUUUCAACUAAAGUUUUAAGGCACUGCAGAUGAUCAUUUGU